AUUCAUGAACGCAUGGUUGGCUCUGUUACUUGACCUUGGCUUGUUUAUGAUUCGAGCAAGCUUGAGCAUGGCAUGGCGUGGCCGGUCAGUAUGUUUAUACCCGUGGCCAGCCACGGGCCCUCAUACCAUUCUCGUCUGACUUCAGGAUUUGAAGUCAGACCUACUAAUAAUUUGGCGCGUUUGCCCCAUGCUCAUCCAAUUUGGCAUGUCUAUGGUUGUUCGCUUGGUUGCUCGCUUCACAACUCAAAGACAAGUCUCCUAGUUGAGACAAAUGUCUCGGAGGCAACCAAGACUUUGACCCUCAUUGCAUACUCCAUUUUUUUAUAAUAAUAAUAAACUGUCGGUGGCAAUCAUGUCCCCUACAUCCUCUACAGUCUACAGCCCUAGGUGUAGGAUUACCAAUAACAAAUAUUUUAUUAGGUCAAAAAAUAUUCAGGCCAGGCGUCAUCUUUAAAAUGGCACCUCUGGUGAGAUGUGAUGAGGAGCAGAAUUUGUAUGGCCGACAAGCAUUUGCAGAGAACUCUGCAAGAAUUUCCUGGAACCGAUAUUAUAAAGUAUUUGCGCUUCUCUUGUCGUCAAUAAUGAUGAAUUUCUCAGAUUGAAGGCUUCUUUAUUUUCUCUUGGAAAUUUGGAGGGCCCGGAAGUUGAAUUUAUUUGAAGGCAUUUCUGUGCUCCAACGUCGCCCUUAAUCUAUCCAAGUUCACUUUGCUGACAUCUUUUUUAUCUUCUUCUCGAUUAGGCCUCUAAGACUUCUCUGGCAAUCAUCUGGUUUCUUGCUAUGUGACUGCUUUCGGAGAGUUGCUCUUGCAGGGUCAAUUCUACUCUCUACAACUUCUGUCCUAAUGGCACAGCUAUCGGCGGCACGGAAAGGUCUCGGGAUGGUUGUUCAGGAUCUUCGUGCCACCACACCACCAAUAUCUGCAAUACCUCAUCUGCUACUCAUCCCUACUUCCGCAACCAUGGUGUGUUGCUCAACUUAUUGAGGAUUUCCGGGCCUCACAGAUUUGUAGAGAAGGGACUCAAUCGGCCAACCUCUUGGCCAACAUGGCUGUCCCUCGCAAAACUCCCGAUUUGGAUUAGAUCUAUCAGCUCAAUAUAGCCCGAUCCAACUAGAAAGCAACACCAACACUUCCAAACAAAGAAGAAAAAAAGGACAGGUCGAUCAUUUUUUUAUUCGUAUUUCUUUUCGGUUGGGUUGUUCCACCACUGAAUUGGUGGACCUAAUCCAACUAAUAAUUUCUUAUGCCUAUACCAGACUCAAAUUAAGGUUCAAGCUCUAGCUAUUACACACAUAUUAAGAGAAAAAAAAAAAAAAAACUCUAUGAAUGACUUACCCAUGUGACACUCGGUACUCUUUAGCCAAUGAUAAACCAAGCAAGAAAUAGAGUGGAGGUAGAUAGAAACAACUGAGAACUAUCAAGGUUCUAGUAGAUCUGUAUCAUAGUAUCCAUUAAAUAAAUAAGCAAAUACUUCUCAAAUUAACCAUAUAUAAUUUUUCCUUUGAGAAGAAGAGAAGUAGCCCGAUCCUAUUGAUGUUUAAGAAUGCACUAUUCAAGAAUGAACUUCUGAAUUCUUAGUUGCUAACUAGAAGGAUGGUACCAUCAGGGUAAGAAAUGGUUCACCUUCCAGUCCACAUUAACUGAUAAUUUUCGUCCCUCGAUUUUGAUCACCACGUUUAAUUCUAAUUAUGUACCUACUUGAGUAUAACUGUAUACAGAACCAAAUAUAAGUACACAGAACAAGUAACUGCAUUCAAAACACUUGUAUAAGACAAGUAUAAUAUGCUAAGUUUAUGAACAACUCAAAAAAUAAAAAUAGUGGUUAAAUAAAGGACUGAAUGUUAAAUUGUUCUUCACAAAUACUCUCAGGAUGAUCACCUUCUUCACGCUUUUUUUAAUAUGCCAUGUCUCUGCGGCAUCCAAAUCCACAAGUUUGGGAGCCCUCCACUGCUUACCCUUCCAUACCCACCGUAUCCUUCGCACGUAAUACCUUUCCCAAAAGCAGCCCUCAUCUUCUAAAGCUCAUAAAAUAUUAGCAUAACCACCAAGCAACCAAAGAUAUCAUAAGCCAAAACCCCACAUGGAGCCACAAUUGGAAGCCAAGAAACGAGUUCCCUCCGCCCUCCUCACCUGCAAUGCCUCGUCCUCGUGCGAGGCGGUUAUUCGACUCCUCACCAGAAACCAACCUCUGUGAAAGCUCCCUCCCAUCCUCUCCUGGCACCCAAGUCCAAUGUUCUUCCUUAUUCCCAAAGACUCCAUCCCCCUCCCACCAGAAUCCAUCCACCAACUCCGACGCCUACCCAGGCCUUUUUAGCGAGAGCUCCACAUGCUGCUUUGGGCCGAAGUGCAGGAUCUUCCCUUUGUCUCUCAUGGCGCAUGGCAUUCGCAGUCACGCCACGGCUCCCGCGGCCCCCCGAAUGAGAGUGAAGGACAUGAGUGUGAAACAGAGAAGGCAAGAGCUUGAACAAGAGGUGGCUCAGCUUCAGAAAAUGUUGAAUGAUGAGGAGAAAGUGCAUGAAGUUCUGGAACGCGCACUACUCCCUCAAGCUGCUAGACACACCCUUCAUAUUCCAAGCUUCCUUCCAAAAAAGGCAAAAGAACUUCUGGCAGAACUUGUAAUGGUGGAAGAAGAGAUAGCUCGUCUUGAAGAUGAAAUAAGCAGAAUUCAGCAAGGUUUAAACAAUGAACAAGAAGCUCGAAUAAAGGAGACUUCAAUAUCUAAUCAUUGUAAGCAAAUAAAUGAUAGUACAGUUUCACCUCUUGACCAUCCACCGACAGCUCCAUCUCAAGCUCCUGGUACCAAAGUAAUGCAAGAGAAGGUUGCAAUGGAAACCAAACCUAUGUUCUUCAUAAACCAGGCAAUAAAAGGAAACUACUUAAUCCACGGUUUCACUAAUGAUGGAGAUAUCAGAAGCAUAGUUAAGACUAUUGGUAGAAGGGAAAAUCAGAGGGUGGUGGAACUAAAAGAGAGAGUUUCAAUGAAAAGCGGAAUGAUUGAGAAGGCAUCUAUGCCUAAGCUGCCCCCAAGACCUCCAACAACUAGAUUCAAUUUUCAGCCAUCAAAUGCUGAUGCAGAUAUGCUACUCAAACUCUUACAAGAACCUUCUUCCAUUGCAAAGUCAUCAGAUAAGGAGUAUCAAAAAUGCCAGCCAAACAAAUUAUCUGAGAAAAUUAUGAAGUGCUUGAUUUGCAUUUUCUUAAGGUUGAUAAGAACUUCACGAGCUGUGGAACUAGAAAAAGCAGGCAAUUUAUCAAGGUCCAACAGCUCAUUUUUAAGAUCAGGAAGCUUCAGAGCUGAUGGUAGUGUGAAUUUAAAUGCAAGCAUUACCACUCAAAAGGAGACGAGGCAGCAAGAUCCCUAUGGGAUUUUUCAGAUUGAAGGUUCUCUUUCAAGAGAUAUUGGUCCUUAUAAGAAUCUUGUUAAAUUCACAUUGAGUUCUUUGGAUUUAAAGGGAAUAUCAAAUUCUCUUUCUUUACUGAACCAAUUAAGGGCGCUAUUGAACAGCCUCCGAGAGGUGGAUUUGAGAUUUUUGACCCACCAUCAGAAAUUAGCAUUUUGGAUCAACUUGUACAACACCUGUAUCAUGCAUGGAUUCCUGGAGCAUGGUUUGCCAUCAGAUCCAGAAAAGGUGCUUGGUUUGAAAAAUAAGGCUGUGCUUAAUAUUGGAGGAAACAAACUUAAUGCUUUAGCAAUAGAACAUUUUAUUCUAAGACAACCAUCAAGCAUGAAAGAGGAUCAUUGGAAAGGUGAGAAGGAUGACAAAGAAGAAGCCGUACGGAGUAUUUAUGGAUUGGAACACCCAGAGCCUAAUAUUAUAUUUGCAUUAUGUUCCGCAAGCAAAUCUUCUCCAGCUGUGAAAAUAUAUACAUCUGAUAAUGUCUUAAGUGAGUUGGAAAAAGCAAAGUUGGAGUACCUACAGGCUUCCAUAGUGGUGACUAGUACAAAAAGGCUGAUGAUCCCAAAGCUCCUAUUCUCCAACAUGCAUGACUUCGCUGAGAACUUGGACUCAUUAGCGGAUUGGAUAUGCAACCAGCUUCCUACUUCUUGGUCUUUAAGGAAAUCUAUGGUUGAGUGUUUGAAAGGGAAAAGUAAUGGAAAAAUAUCUGACAUCGUGGAUAUAAUGCCUUACGAUUUUGAAUUCCAAUAUCUAUUGCCCAUGUGAAUAUUUUUUUGUAAGAUUAGCAUAAAAUUCAGUGGUGCAUGGUGAGAAGAGAUAAGCAGUUGUUUAUGGGACAUAUAUGUUAAUCUUUUUAAAUCAAAUUCUUUUGGAGGGAAAAUUUUAAAUUUUGAA
Molecule: messenger RNA, 4291 nt
Organism: Phoenix dactylifera (date palm)
Lineage: Eukaryota; Viridiplantae; Streptophyta; Magnoliopsida; Arecales; Arecaceae
Product: electron transporter, putative (Protein of unknown function, DUF547)
Source: RefSeq, a predicted model, not a curated record